AAACAAAGCAGCAAAUGAACAGACCGCGCGCGCUCACACACACACACACACACACACACUUGAGUAGGGCACCGGGCAGAGUGCGUUCCGCCGAUCAUCUCCGUCCCUCCCUCUAGCAAGCGGAUUGCCCGUGCCACUGACGACAGCCAGUCACACAGCGCUGAGGAGUGCGAGGCUGUGGAGAGACUGCAUCGAGGAGCCGUGCGCUUGAAUCGGGAGCGGUGCGUGGGAGUGUGUUCUCUCUCUCUCUACCUGCCAUUUGCAUUCCUUCUUUAUUCCCCUUGCACUCAUCCUCGAACGAGUUCGGGCGCACAAGGAGUCCCAUUACGGAGGAAGGAUCGCGCCGCACGUAUGUGCGCGCUCGAGUGGGUUGCCUGCUUUAACUACUGCUGUCACCUCAGAACCGCGGUGCUGCCGUCGUGGGGAGAACCGGUUGGAGACCUUUAAGAAACGGCUGGCUUGCGUCUGUUCCCGAUUUGAAUUUUUGUUUGUUUUUGUUUUGCUUUUUGAUGCUUUUUGUUGCUGUUGUGCGUUGGUUCUUUAAUACAAAGCUGCCUUUCAAAGCGAUGGACUUGAGAUAGUGCGUCUCAAUUUGAGUGUUGGUGUCUGGGAGUUGCCGUCGGGGAGAAAUGCGAAAGGAUGCUCGGAAGCAGUGAAGGCUACAGCAGGUAACCGAUAAGAUGGCGGCCGGGGAAGCGACUGGGCACAGCUACCUGGUGGCUUGCUGGCAGCCCAUUCUGAUCCUGAUGCUGGGCACCGUGCUGUCUGGCUCCACCACAGGCUGUCCAUCCCGCUGUGAGUGCAAUGUUCCAGAGCGCUCCGUGAUGUGCCACCGCAAGAAGCUCAUGACAGUUCCUGAGGGCAUUCCUGCUGAAACAAGACUGCUGGACCUCAGCAAAAAUCGCAUUAGAACCAUUAACCCAGACGAGUUUGCCAACUUUCCGAACCUUGAACACCUGGAGCUCAGUGAAAACACGAUCGCCACAAUUGAACCCGGAGCAUUCAACAACCUUUAUGGCUUGCGGACAUUGGGGCUGCGUAGCAACAAGCUUAAGCUGAUUCAGCUUGGUGUCUUCACAGGUCUGAGCAAUCUCACACAGCUGGACAUAAGUGAGAACAAGAUUGUCAUCCUGUUGGACUACAUGUUCCAGGAUUUGUACAACCUCCGGUCAUUAGAGGUGGGUGAUAAUGACCUGGUUUUCAUCUCCCACCGGGCGUUCCAUGGCCUAAGUAGCCUUGAGCACCUGAGUCUUGAGAAGUGCAACUUGUCCUCUGUGCCAACAGAGGCUUUUACCCACCUCCACAGUUUGAUCACUCUAAGGCUGCGCCACCUCAAUAUCAAUGCCAUACGGGAUUAUUCUUUUAAACGGCUCUACCGGCUGAAAGUGUUGGAAAUAGCCAAUUGGCCAUAUUUGGAUACUAUGACCCCAAAUUGCUUGUAUGGAUUAAAUCUCACCUCUCUGACCAUUGCUAAUGCCAACUUGACCACAAUUCCUUACGUAGCCUUGCGGCACUUGGUUUAUUUGCGGUUUCUUAAUCUUUCAUACAACCCUAUCCACACCAUUGAGGGGAAUAAGCUCCAUGAUCUUCUGCGUCUGCAGGAGUUUCACCUGGUUGGGGGCAGGCUGGCAAUGAUUGAGCCAUACUCUUUCCGUGGUCUAAACUACCUGAAAAUUCUCAAUGUGUCUGGGAACUCUCUUAGCACUUUAGAGGAGUCUGCAUUCCAUUCAGUUGGUAACCUGGAGACCCUUGCUUUGUAUGAUAACCCCCUGGCCUGUGACUGCCGACUUUUAUGGGUUUUCCGACGACGCUGGAGACUGAACUUCAACAGGCAGCAGCCCACCUGUGCCUCUCCUGAGUUUGUCCAAGGCAAAGAGUUCAAGGACUUCCCGGAUGUUCUGCAACCAAACUACUUCACGUGUCGCAAGUCUAGGAUUAGGGAUCGCAAAGCCCAGCAAAAAUUUGUCGAUGAGGGAGCCAUUGUUCAUUUUGCUUGCCAAGCAGAUGGAGAUCCUGCUCCUGUGAUAAUGUGGCUCUCUCCACAGAAAAAGUUUAUCACCACCAAGACGAUUGGAAGGCUCUCUGUGCUACCAGAUGGCACCCUUGAGGUGCGUUAUGCCCAGAUUCAAGAUAAUGGCACAUACGUGUGUAUAGCUAGCAACGCAGGUGGAAACGACACCUCUCUUGCUCACUUACACAUUCAUAGCUACUCCCCUGACUGGCCACACCAGCCCAACAAGACCUUUGCCUUCAUAUCCAACCAGCCGACAGAAACUGGUGCUAACGGUACAAGGGCCAAUGUCCCUUUCCCAUUUGAUAUAAAGACACUGAUCAUUGCGACCACAAUGGGCUUUAUCUCUUUUCUGGGCGUCGUCCUGUUUUGCUUGGUACUGCUCUUCCUUUGGAGCAGAGGUAAAGGCAACACUAAGCACAACAUCGAGAUCGAGUAUGUGCCACGGAAAUCGGACGCUGGCAUGAGCAGCAGCACAGUGGAUGCUCCUCGCAAGUUUAACAUGAAAAUGAUUUAACCUGUGGAAUUGAUUAAUAUUGAACUUAAAUAUAAGACAAAUGGAAAAGAAGACAUUUUCUUUUCUCUCCUACAAACCUGUGGAUCCUGGUCUGUUAACAUAGAGUAAUAUGUUUUUUCCUCACUGAUGGACUCCUUGACUUUCAAAAGUGAGCGGGAAUGAAACCACACCUAGUGUUACAGGGCAUUGGUGGUUUCUAAAUGGCCUGUGGGGGGCACUGAUUGAAAGGCAGAUUUGUCAUAAGCAGUUCAUAUUCCUAUGGAUUUUUAGUGGGAAAAAUAUAUUGAAAACAACAACACUUCAAACAGCCAGAGUACGAGGGGCAUAUCAUAUUUGUUUUGUUUUUUUCUGUCAGUAUUUUUUUUUAUUUAUUUUUUUUACUGUUGUUUAUUUCCAAGGUUAGACGUCCUGUGAUGAAUGAGAUUUGUAUGGGUUGAUGAGCACAUUUAUACAAAGGCUGUUACAUUUCAAGUAUAUCUUCAUUACAUGAUGUAUCUUCAGUACAUCAGUGUUACAAUUGUGAAUGCUGUGUGCUACAUUUUAUCUCUUUUUACUUUCACACAGUCAUGAUUUUUCUGUGGCUCAUCAAAUGUAUAUGUGUUUCACAAUACAACACUCAUGUUGAAAGGUUAAGUCCCACUAAUUGUAGAAUAUGCAAUGAAUUCUACAAUGAGAAAUUCUUGGAAAUACUGACCUGCCAGUGAUAAAACACAAUGUAAAUGUCAGCUACUUCAUACCAGAGAAAGUACACUUAAUAAGGGGUAUGGCCAAACAGAUCACACUGGGCAUUAAGUAACCUCAAUGACUGAAGGCAAAGACAAAAAUUAGUGAAACUGGCAGAUUGUUCAUGUUUUACUAUUAAAACCAGUUCUCUGCUGUAAAAUAUCAGCACCAGUUUGUAAGGACAGUUGGAUUUUUAGAAAAACAUUUGCAACAAUAUUUAGUAUUGAAAAGAAGCAUAAAAUCAUGUUGUUAAAUGUGUCUCUUAAUAUAAGAUUUUAGCAGUGCUAAACGCUCUACUAUCCUAGUCGUAGUCCUUUGAGCACAGCAUCUGAUAUCAGUGUCAAUCAGCCCUAAUUUUCAGAUAGAAUGGAGUUCGUACAUAUGGACUAAGGGCACGAAACAGAAAGAAGUGUGAGAUGUUGUUGAUAUAAUACUUUGUGACUACAAAAGAUGCAGCAUCUAUUCUGCAGUUUAGUCAUCAAAUAGAAAGGUUGGCCUCAGUACCUUGAUAAUAAAAGCGCUUAACCCCGACCUUUCAAACUGCAUUUCAAACACUCUUAUGUAAUGGUAUUAUUUUUUGCUCAACAUGAUUGUGGGGGAUAAAAGUUGUGGUGCUCACGUUUUUUGGUAACAAUGUGCUCCUCAAGCUGUAGAAUAUUUCUGUCAUUGUUUUUUUUUUCUGUAAUUUUUAAAAAAGAGAAAUUAAUGCUUUAUUCAUGAUGAUACCCCCUCUUUCCUCAUCAAAGCCAUGGAAAUAUGACCUUCCAGGAUCAUUUACAGGUUUUCUUUCCCUCAAAAAUGUGCAUUGUUUGUCAGUGGGGGAAAGAACUGCUGCACAUUCUGCUCCCGGUUUGUCGUGCAUAUGAGACAUGAGGUUUCGGCCUUACCUUUCCAAGUACACACUGUGGACAGCUGGGCUUUGCAAAAGUGUGUGAGGAUAAAGGAUAAGUUAUUUAUGAUGGAUGACAUGACAGAUAACGACACCGUAAUGGCUGGAAGUAUGGACUGAAUACGCAGAUGGUUGGAGUGACACAGAUGGUUUCACCCAUGGAGCAAUCUGAAGCAGCUUUGGUGUAAUCCGUUUUGCAUAAAGGAAAAAAAAAAACACUGGAUAUGGCUCAUGGUUCUCCCUCUUGCUGAUUAUGAAUGCUCUCUUUGUUUAAAGUGUGGCUACUGUACCUAGCCUUUUUUUUGUCCCGAGUGAACCCGGGAUUCUGUUUUUUGUUUUUUGUUGUUCUUUCAUUUUUAUUUUGACCCUGGACUAUAUUGAAGAUGUAGUCCAAGCCAACUUUUUACAAAAAAAAAAGAUAUUAAAAAAGAAAUCUAUGGAAAAUACAUUCAAAUUGUUCUGUGCAAUAAAGGUAAUAUGCAGAUUUUUUUUUUAAUUAACAAAAUUUUGUUGAUGUUGAAUUGUUGAGAAUAUGGUAUGUUGUAUUAAACAAUCUAUGGACUUUUUUAAA
Molecule: messenger RNA, 4711 nt
Organism: Mugil cephalus (flathead mullet)
Lineage: Eukaryota; Metazoa; Chordata; Actinopteri; Mugiliformes; Mugilidae
Gene: lingo1a
Product: leucine rich repeat and Ig domain containing 1a
Exons: 2
Coding region: 681-2528 (615 amino acids)
Cellular component (GO): extracellular matrix
Molecular function (GO): protein binding
Source: RefSeq, a predicted model, not a curated record